Engraulis encrasicolus (European anchovy) is the source of this 1685-nucleotide messenger RNA. It is a transcript of the gene ethe1, whose product is annotated as ETHE1 persulfide dioxygenase. Gene Ontology annotation, cellular component: mitochondrion. The transcript is spliced from 7 exons. The record is from RefSeq and is a predicted model, not a curated record. Gene Ontology annotation, molecular function: sulfur dioxygenase activity. NCBI's taxonomy places the organism in Eukaryota, Metazoa, Chordata, Actinopteri, Clupeiformes, Engraulidae. Gene Ontology annotation, biological process: hydrogen sulfide metabolic process; glutathione metabolic process. The coding region runs from base 480 to 1355 and encodes 291 amino acids.
UUAAGGAGUGUAGUCCCAGGUCUGUAAUUGGGAUGUGGUGUUAUUGAUCUCAUGCUGCGGGUGGCCGAGGAGUGACCGACAGUUUUUGAAGAGUCGCGGCUAGUGGAGCCUAGAAUAACCUCUGAACUGACUGCACCAGUUGUGUCCUACAGGAGAGAAGCGUGGGUUAUGUUAAGCUAUGUGUGCAGAGAUCACAGAACUAGAACUAUCCAGCGACUGUUCGUCGUGAGAUUUAGUUAAUAAUUCUAUGUACUCUCAGUGUGAAGAAUAGAUCUCUUCACUGCACACUGUCGUGCCUUUUCGGAUAUCCCUUUUUAAUACCAAGACGUGAAUAGGCAUAGUCUUGCUAGAAGUGUGAGUGGCGCCUCUGUGUCAUACCUCGACAGUCGUUAGCGGGGCAGUGUUUGCAAACCGGCCAAAGUGGUUUUGCCUUGGCUUGUCAUUGGAGAAUAUCGUGCCUCGGAAGCCCGUGAAAAAAAAUGAAUUCGGUCACAGGCCGACUGCAGCUCACGGUGGCCCGUGCAUGGAGAAUACAGACAACCAGGAACUCGCGUAGGCUCCCUGCCUUCUCACUACACUGUCUCGGCGCCUUGAACACAGACACUUCGCCUGUCAAAACAAGCGCUAGGCUUUAUUGUUGUCGGAUGGAGCACGGGAAGGGAGUACUAUUUAGGCAGUUGUUUGAGUCAUCCAGUAGUACCUACACGUACCUGCUGGCGGAUCCCGACUCAAAAGACGCUGUCCUAAUUGACCCAGUGCUGGAAACAGUGGACAGAGACAUCAAACUCAUCGACGAAUUGGGCCUUAAACUAACAGUAGCAGUGAACACGCACUGUCAUGCAGAUCACAUCACCGGCACAGGACUCCUGAAGAAGAAAGUUUUUGGUCUGAAGAGUGCCAUCUCCAAAUUUAGCGGUGCCACUGCUGACAUCCUGUUGUCCGAGGGAGACAACAUCACAUUUGGGAAACAUUGUCUGACGGUGAGAGAGACUCCUGGACACACAGAUGGCUGUGUGACACUGGUGACGGAGGACCAGAGCAUGGCCUUCACAGGGGACACGCUGCUCAUCAGAGGCUGUGGAAGGACAGACUUCCAGCAAGGGUGUGCAAAGAGGCUGUAUGCGUCUGUCCAUGGGAAGAUUUUCACACUACCCGAUCACUGUCUCAUCUAUCCUGCACAUGAUUACAAAGGUCAAACUGUGUCAACGGUGGAGGAGGAGAAGAAGUACAACCCACGCCUGACCAAAACCUUGGAGGAGUUUGUGGACAUUAUGAACAACCUCAACUUACCCAAGCCCAAAAAAAUAGAUAUCUCAGUGCCUGCGAACCUGGUUUGUGGUCUCCAUGACAUAUGAGUUCACACUCACAGGAUAAAAGGGGCCAUGCCAACUACUGUCUGGAAAGAAGGGCAUUUUUGUUUUUACUAUAAGCAAUCUAUGAAACAUAACACAUUGUUAUUCAACCUGAAUAUCAUAUGCACAUAUGCUGUACAAAUCUGUUUAAAAAAACAAAACUAUUUUUUCACUUGCAUAUUGAUUUACAAAUUUACAAAUGUAUUCUAAGAUAUUUAAUAUAAUGUAUGUCAGACAUACAAGUUUACGUAAAUUCAUACCCAGAGAGCAGAUCAAUACUUUGUUAGAAAAAGUAGUAAAUGAUUAAAGCUUUUUGCUGUUUAAGUAAUUGUA